This is a messenger RNA of Odobenus rosmarus divergens (Pacific walrus), 796 nucleotides long. RefSeq names its product chromosome unknown open reading frame, human C1orf192 (gene CFAP126). The record is from RefSeq and is a predicted model, not a curated record. Bases 33 to 698 code for a protein of 221 amino acids. Gene Ontology annotation, cellular component: ciliary basal body. NCBI's taxonomy places the organism in Eukaryota, Metazoa, Chordata, Mammalia, Carnivora, Odobenidae. Gene Ontology annotation, biological process: cilium organization. The transcript has 5 exons.
AACAAAGGUAAACAGCACAAAGUGGCAGGAUCAUGGCCACUAACUACAGUGCCAACCAGUACGAAAAAGCUUUCUCACCCAAGUAUCUACAGAACUGGUCUCCUGCCAAGCCAACAAAAGAGAGAAUUUCUUCCCAUGAAGGCUACACUCAGAUUAUCGCCAAUGAUCGUGGUCAUCUGUUGCCGUCGGUGCCCCGUUCCAAGGCAAGUCCUUGGGGAUCUUUCAUGGGUACCUGGCAAAUGCCUCUGAAGAUACCCCCUGCUCGGGUGACCCUGACCUCCCGUACAGUUGCUGGUGCUGCCUCCCUCACCAAAUGGAUACAGAAAAAUCCUGAUUUGCUCAAGGCCUCCAAUGGGCUGCGUCCUGAAAUCUUAGGCAAGCCUCAUGAUCCAGACGGUCAGAGAAAACUCGGGAAGCUUACCACAAAAACUGUACAACAAGCCUCAAGUCCAACCAUAAUUCCCAGCUCCCCAGCUGUAAAUCUCAAUUCCCCAGACCAACCCCAAAGCUCACACCCCUCUGCAGGUCACACUCCAGGUCCCCAAAGCCCAGCCAACUCUCUCAAGAGCCCACCAGGGAGCCCAUGCAUGCUAGAACACUGGGCAGGUCCUAAUCCAGCUGCGGUCCAGAAAUACAAACCUGGAAUUCCAAAGGCACCAAGGGACCACACUGAGAAAACUCGUCUAGAGACUGAGUGAUGUAAGCAGGACCCCCAGUGAGGGACAUAGAACAGGGGAAUUAUAGGGUGGGAAUAAAGGCAAACUUGGAAAAUAAACAUCAUUUGUUGAAUCUGUUA